ACACGUGCACAAAGUAAAUGUCGGGAAAAAAAGCAUACACAGACGAACACAAACAUGAACACUUGACAGACAGCUUCUCACAAACAAGUGUCCCACUCACACACGCCCAUUUGCAUUCUGAGUCCGCUCCCUGCAUUCUCCAAUAAGCGCAAGAGCACCCCACCCACACCUGUACAACAAAUCCGCUCACAUGGUUGGCAACGAACGAAAGCCCACUCAAAAAGCACUAGCGCCUGACCACACGCACACAUAAUCACAUGGACACUCUCCUCAAGAAGCAGCAAAGGAGAGAAAACGUGUCACGUGUGUCGCUCACCCAGCUGUGCUUCCUUCCCCUCCUGCGUUAGCUAUCUAUCCCUUUCUCUGCCUUGCUGUCGGCGGCGGCGGCAUCUGGUUGGUGUCUGCGGGCAUCUUGCUCACUGGAACGCAUACAUUGCCUGUACGCACCAACACACGCACACCGAGAAAGAGAGCGACAAACAAACGGUAUGUCCCCUGCCUGUUGUCUUGUGUCCUCCCCAGCUGUUCCAAUCAGCCCGUACCUUUCUUAUCCUUGUCCGGCAGCACCACCGUCGGCUGUACGUCCACACAAUCAGUAUGUGGCCUGUUGUCUUGUGUCCUCCCUAGGUGUGCUGCAAUCAAGCACGUACCUUGUCCGGCACCAAGUUGUACACCGCCGACUUGAAACCCUCCGGACCCUCGGCGGCGAGUUCAAAGACACGCGCCACCCUGAUCGUCGAGUCCUCUUCGAGCGCCUUGAUCUUCGCCUUUUUGUUCGCGUCGUCCCCGAAGUCCCCGUUCUCGAUCUCCUCGCGCCAGUGGUUCUUCGCCCACGCUUUCCGUUUGUUGGUCAGAGGGUACGUCGUCAAAGGGGGACUCCAAUCGAAGCCAUAUUGAAAGAAAUGCGCAAACGCCCACAUUCCCUUCUCG
Messenger RNA from Vitrella brassicaformis, 930 nucleotides. The record is from the annotation of a GenBank genome assembly. Lineage: Eukaryota; Vitrellaceae.